This is a messenger RNA of Paramecium octaurelia, 1065 nucleotides long. NCBI's taxonomy places the organism in Eukaryota, Ciliophora, Oligohymenophorea, Peniculida, Parameciidae. The record is from the annotation of a GenBank genome assembly.
AUGAUUGCAGAGAAUAGAGAUCAUUAUGGGUUCCCGAAACAAAACACUCAACAGCCAAGCAAAGAAGAAAUGCUCAAGAUUAAUGCAAGGAUUGAGAAGUGGAGAAAAAUGAUACCUAAGAUCCCUCAAUUAAUGGCCAAUAAUGAUUCUAAACUCAAAUCUCGUUUAAGAAAAGGAAUACCAGAAGGGAUCAGAAUGCUCAUCUGGCCUUGUUUGGCUGAAAUAGAUUAAAUGAAAAUAUAAGCAAAGGUAAAACAUUGAAUAGUAUUCUUGAAGAGAACCUAUAAGGAGCUCAUUGAAUCUCAAGAAAUCUCACCUCACGAUAGUCAAAUCACCUUGGAUGUUAUGCGUACAUUUUAAUCGAAUGAUCUUAUCAAAAUGGACACUAUCACAAGUCAAUCUCUCUUCACAGUUCUAAGAGCAAUCAGCCUAACCUUCUAAGACAUGGGCUAUUGUCAAGGAUUGAAUUAUUUGGCUGGCUCAUUUUUAUUAUUGAUGAAUGAUGAAUUAGUCUAUUGGCAUUUGUAUAGUUUGCUUACCAAAUAUGGUUGUCUUGAUACUUAUAUAAAUCCAACUAAUACAUUAAAAUAUUUUUAUGCAUUGGAUAUUUUAAUCAAGCAAUUCUUACCUGAUGUACAUGCAAGAUUUGCCAAAUUUAAUAUUGUCCCCUUUUAUUAUGCAGCAGAAUGGUAAUAAUUACUAUACAAUUUUAGGUUUAUCACUCUCUUUAGCUCAAUUCUCCCAAUGUAAAUCUUUCUAAGAGUCACUGACAUAUUUUGGUAUGAACAUCACAAAACUACUUUCAGAGCAUCUUUGGCCAUACUCAAAAUAAGAAAGGAAGAAAUUUUGACAGUAAUACACAUAAUUAAUAUUAUCUAUAGGCAAAAUCCAUGGAAUAAGUAAUUGCCAUUCUGAAAGACCAGAAAUUUUUUAAUAAUUUUGAUCCAGAAAAAUUCAUUAAAAUUGCUAUGAAGGAUUUUAUCUUUUCAAAAAAAGAUCUUCGUAAAUACUAUGAUCAAUUUGCUGCUGCCCAAAAGAAAUGAUUAUAUUCAAAUAAUAAUUGCC